AUGGCGCCUUCAAGCGCCACCUCGGGCGCCCUCUUCAGUCCAGCGUCGCUCAACCUGCCGCGACCAUCCACCCGCGACCGAGACCGUGACCGAGACCGAGACCGAGACCAUCGUGACCGUGACCGAGAUCAUCGUGAUCCUUCGUCGUCGCUGUCCGCCGUCCGCAGCAGCAGCAAGGAGCGCAAGGCGUCCUUCUCCUCGCUCAAGGCCUCGCUGCCCGGCGCUCGACGCCGCAACGCUGCCAACAACCACAACAACGCAACCGCCGCCAGCGCCGACGCCGGUGCGCCUGCUCUCCCCGACCUCGCCCAGGCACUCGCCGCCGCGGCCAAGAUUGUGAGCAAGGACGCCGCCCAAAAGGACAAGGACAGGGAGAGGGAAAAGGAAAAGGAGAGGGAGAGGGAAAAGGACAGGGACCAGGAAAAGGACAGCCGGAGGGACGCCAUCGAAGGGCCUCGAGCGCCGUUUAGCCCCCCCGAACCAUCCAUGAUCUCGCGGGCCGCCACCGUCGCCGCCAUGGUUCCUCCUCCUGCAACGCCGGUCGAGGCGCGUCCCGGCAUGAGCAGCACCAUGUGGGCGCUGGCGCAGGGCGAGGCUCAUGUGCUUCACCAGCAGAUCACCGAGAUGGCCCAGAAGCGGGUGUCGACGCUGGACUACCUGCGAAAGGCCCACGAAGGCCGCGUCUACUGGUUCAACACGUACCUCUUCGACAAGCCCGACCUCUCCCGCAUGCCCAGCUUCGACCCUCGCAAGCUCUCCCGCAAGGCCACCAACUACCUGCUCCUCGGCCUCUCCAUCCCCACCAUCCACGACCUCUACUCCUCCACGCCCCUCGAGUUCCUCCGCUGCCUCAACGCCCUCCUCGCCGAGUUCGACUCCUUCCAGCAGCUGCACGGCGACUCCUCCACCGCCGCCCUGACCCGCGCCCGCAUCCCCAACAUGUUUCGUCGUCCCGGCACCAAAACCCGCCGCUCCACGUCCGCAGACGUCACCGUUGACGAUUCGUCGGCCUCUGGCCACCACUCGCCCGCCGGCGGCUCCAACAAUGCCGGUCCCGCGCCCGCUGUUAUGAACUUUGCGGCCUCUGAAUCCGACUUACUCCCCGGCGAGGAAUACACAUAUCUGCUAACGCCAUCGUUGCCGUUCGACCCCGACUUCUUCGAGACGUUUGCGACGCUGUGCGAUGUGCUCAUUGACUGCUACACGCGCUUCCUGGCGCUGGUGCCGUCGCCCAGAGAGUGCUCGGCGCCCAUUGCCGAGCUCUUCACCAAGGCGGAUUCGAAGAUCCGCAAAAUCAUCGUACAGGGCGUGGUCAAGGAUUUUGAAGACCACAGCAGAUCGCACGCAAGGUCCGAAGUGGCGGGCUUGGGCAAAGCCGUUUUGGGAGGGUUAAUGUGA
Messenger RNA from Trichoderma aggressivum f. europaeum, 1398 nucleotides. RefSeq lists its product as uncharacterized. Bases 1 to 1398 code for a protein of 465 amino acids. The record is from RefSeq and is a predicted model, not a curated record. NCBI's taxonomy places the organism in Eukaryota, Fungi, Ascomycota, Sordariomycetes, Hypocreales, Hypocreaceae. The transcript is spliced from 2 exons.